AUGCUUGAUAGGGGGUUGAUGACGCCGAGCCCCGCGAAUGCCUACACUCAAAUCGGCCGGCAAGGAAACUCGGUGGAGCUUAAAACCAUUUGUCACACGACCGAAUUGUCAUCCUGCAAGUUUGCAAAAGAUGCUGGACAGCAGAUAGCUUAUCCUUAUUCAGGCAAAAUGAAGUGGAUAAAUUCAGCUUAUGAAGGACAAACAUUUCAUAAUGGUGAUUAUCAUCAUAACACCGCACAGGUGCCUGAAGCAAAUCAUCCAUCUUAUCAUCGCUUCCCUCAUCCUCAUCACCAGAUGUAUGACCGUUAUCAUCAACAUCAUCAUCCCCAACAACAACUCCUUGAUGGAGAAAGAAGUCUUAGAGAGGAACUGCUCUCAUUCUUUGAGGACAAGAAAGACUCCCCGGAGAUGAGCAUGGGUGCCCUGGGGCCUAUGCCAGUAACCUCCAACCCAUCCUCGCCCACCCAUGGCAUGAGCCAGUACUGUGCGAUUUGUGGCGAUCGCGCGACAGGUAAACAUUAUGGAGCCUCCAGCUGUGAUGGCUGUAAGGGAUUCUUCAGACGCAGUGUCAGGAAAAACCACGUUUACACAUGCCGCUUUAGUCGGAACUGUGUGGUGGACAAAGACAAACGUAACCAAUGCCGCUACUGUCGGCUACGUAAAUGUUUCCGUGCCGGAAUGAAGAAAGAAGCUGUACAGAAUGAGCGAGAUAGGAUAAGUGUGAGGCGAACCAGUUAUGAAGAUGUAGGACAGAACACAACCUUGUCAGUCAGCACAUUGUUAAAUGCAGAAAUACUGUCGAGACAGAUUACCUCCCCUGCUGUCCUGCUAGACUCGUCUCAGAGAAAUGUGGCAACAACAGAUGAUGUAGCAGAAUCUAUGAAACAACAGCUCCUUGUACUAGUGGAGUGGGCUAAAUAUAUUCCUUCCUUUUGUGAACUUCCAUUAGAUGACCAGGUUGCUCUUCUUCGCGCACAUGCUGGGGAACAUUUAGUUCUUGGUUGUGCUCGGCGAUCCAUGUCAUCAAAUGACAUGCUGUUGCUUGGUAACGAUGCCAUUAUUCCCCGCCAUUGUCAAGAUGCAGACAUGGGUCGUGUAGCCUCCAGAAUCCUCGAUGAACUAACUGGGCCACUUCGGGAGGUACAAAUUGAUGACUCAGAGUUUGCUUGCUUGAAAGCUAUCGUCUUUUUUGAUCCAGAUGCAAAGGGUUUGAGUGAUCCCCAGAAAGUAAAAAACUUUCGUUACCAGAUCCACGUUAAUUUGGAGGAUUAUGUAAAUGACCGACAGUACGACACUAGAGGGCGCUUUGGAGAAAUACUUCUCCUUUUACCGCCCCUCCAGAGUAUAACCUGGCAGAUGAUUGAACAGGUUCAGUUUGCGAAAUUGUUUGGCAUGGCACACAUUGAUAAUCUGCUUCAGGAAAUGCUUUUAGGAGGAGCUGCAGCAGCAGCCUCAGAUCCCACUACAGCAACAAACACACCCACCUCACUCGAGCCGUCUCUGGACAUGCCCAGUUUCCAAGAUCCAAUGACUGAACACCUGUCGAUGCCCCAGGGGAUGGAGCUGCCCCAUAUGUCCCCUACCUCCAGUCAGUCCCCACCCCUGGGGCUCUCCCUGCUACACAACUCAGCGAUAGAGCAUAUUUCCACCCCAUCUCUCACGGCAGACCACCUGUUGUGUAGUACGUCAUUGCCUGGUGCCAUGCUAGACCAUGGAACUAUUCACAUUCCCAAUGGACACAGCCCAGUGGCAUCACCAACACUUCCAACCACCUCAGAAUCUUACAAGGUUGCAAUGACACCACAACAGAGGUUUAAACAGGAAGUGCUGUGAUGGUUUAAUUUUUUGGUUUUUUUUUCGUCAUGAUGAAAUUACUCGUUUUAGCUCUUUUGUUAUGACAUUUUUAGUUUACGUAUCAAAAUAGGACAACAUGGUGGUCGAGAGAAGAUUUGAGAUAUUUUUUUUUAUUGUUGUGUUUCACAAUCUUCUACACCAUUCAUUCCUUCAAACAAGGGAGAAAACUCUCCCUGUGCUAUUUUGAUCUGAGAUGGUCGCGAGUAAUUUGAGGAAAGAAUUGGUGUUGGACUUCCAUUUGGCACUACUAAUCAUUGUUGACAAUUUUGUUGCCUUUUGACUCGUAAUCUGCAAAAUAACGGACUCCGUGCUUCCAUCUUAUACAUCCUGAUGAUGUUUACUCUGCUGAUGAUGUCAAUAUCUUGUGAUUUUGUGAUUUUUCGUUAAACGACUUUGAAUUGCUGUAACAAUAUUACCCCCUCGUGUUUAUUAUCUGAUAAUGUCUUUUAUCAGGGUUAGUCUCUAAAUAGUUUUCCUGUAUUGGUCUAUCGUUUAUUGUUUAUAAAUGUUUACUGAUAAAAUAUGUAAAUAAAUAACAAUUGCGUAAUUGUUGAUUUUAAAAUUCAAAACAAAGUUUUAACAACAAACAACUUUAUUAGAUAAGGAAACAUGGAAUGAGAGAGAGAGAGAGAGAGAGAGAAGUAUAUAUAUAUAUAUAGAGAGAGAGAGAGAUAAAUGAUAAA
This is a messenger RNA of Ylistrum balloti, 2537 nucleotides long. Its product is annotated as hepatocyte nuclear factor 4-gamma-like. The transcript is spliced from 7 exons. Lineage: Eukaryota; Metazoa; Mollusca; Bivalvia; Pectinida; Pectinidae. Gene Ontology annotation, biological process: cell differentiation; positive regulation of transcription by RNA polymerase II; anatomical structure development. Gene Ontology annotation, cellular component: nucleus. Gene Ontology annotation, molecular function: nuclear steroid receptor activity; RNA polymerase II cis-regulatory region sequence-specific DNA binding; nuclear receptor activity. Bases 1 to 1833 code for a protein of 610 amino acids. The record is from RefSeq and is a predicted model, not a curated record.